UCCAAAGCACGGAAAUGACGAGCAUUCUGAGAACCAAUUCAGCGAGAAACGCACUGCGUUGUUUGAGGCAGUCCUCUUUGCUUCCCUCUCAACUCUCCACUGUUCGCUAUCUUCGCACUGGUCGCGAUCCUAUCUCCAGGACUUAUGAGAUUAUUCCUCCGGUGAACUGGGGGAUUCGGAUUGUGCCGGAGAAGAGAGCGUUUGUGAUUGAACGAUUCGGGAAGUACGUUAAGACUCUUCCCUCUGGCAUCCAUUUUUUGGUCCCUUUCGUUGAUCGAAUUGCUUAUGUGCAUUCGCUCAAGGAGGAGGCCAUCAGCAUUCCCGACCAAUCUGCUAUCACUAAGGAUAAUGUCACCAUACUUAUCGAUGGGGUGCUUUAUGUUAAGAUUGUGGAUCCUAAAUUGGCUUCUUAUGGGGUAGAGAAUCCCAUUUAUGCUGUCAUUCAGCUGGCACAAACGACAAUGCGUAGUGAGCUUGGUAAGAUUACUCUUGAUAAGACCUUUGAGGAAAGGGAUACACUGAAUGAAAAGAUUGUGGAGUCCAUUAAUGUGGCUGCAAAAAGUUGGGGUCUGGAGUGCCUUCGAUAUGAAAUAAGGGAUAUCUCUCCUCCGCGUGGAGUGAGAGCAGCUAUGGAGAUGCAAGCAGAAGCAGAGCGGAAAAAGAGAGCUCAAAUUCUUGAGUCUGAAGGAGAAAGACAGGCCCACAUAAACAUUGCCGAUGGAAAGAAGAGUUCAGUGAUCUUAGCCUCAGAAGCUGCAAAGAUGGAUCAAGUUAACAGAGCUCUAGGUGAGGCUGAAGCCAUCCUUGCUAAAGCAAGAGCAACAGCUGAAGGACUUGCUGUUGUGUCAAAAUCCCUAAAAGAAAAUGGAGGACCAGAGGCAGCCAGUUUAAGGAUUGCAGAGCAAUAUAUUCAAGCUUUUAGUAACAUAGCCAAGGAGGGCACAACAAUGUUGCUUCCUAGCUCUGCAUCCAAUCCUGCUAACAUGAUGGCUCAAGCCCUAACUAUGUAUAAAAGCCUGAUUGGUAAUGCUUCCAGUGAUAAUCAUAGUGGAACUACACCCCGUUCAAUAGCAGGACAGAUUGAAGGAAAUGAUUCCUCUGGCAAGGUUAAAGAUGAGAGCUCUACAGCUGCUACUAAAACUACCGGGAACCCAGAUUAUCGUGGAAAUUCUGGAUUUUCACUUCAGAGCCCCCCAAAAAGGGAAUAAUCUUUAAUUUUACUAAACUUGCCAUUCGGAUGAAUUCAUUUGUUUUUUGAUCUAUGCAUGUUACUGUGAAAUUUAAGUUUGGGGAGGGAGGGAGGCGAAAGAGUUUGUUGGACUUCUUUAUAUUUUUAGUUUCGGUAGCAUUGAUCAUAGGAUACGCCCAAUUUAUGACUAGACAAUGAAUGUCUCUUUCUUCCUAACUGGCAAAUUUGGGGAGGAAAGAAUGAAAAGAAAAGAAGAGAGAUGUUCUGCCUUCUCUCAUGUAUUUCCAUACU
This is a messenger RNA of Gastrolobium bilobum, 1480 nucleotides long. RefSeq lists its product as uncharacterized. Gene Ontology annotation, cellular component: membrane. NCBI's taxonomy places the organism in Eukaryota, Viridiplantae, Streptophyta, Magnoliopsida, Fabales, Fabaceae. The transcript is spliced from 9 exons. The record is from RefSeq and is a predicted model, not a curated record. Bases 15 to 1208 code for a protein of 397 amino acids.